AUGCAGCCAGCCAAUUUAUCAGCAAGCGGACAAUAUCCAGAGAAACUUUUGACCGUGCAAAUGCAUGUCAGAACUCUAUCCUUUGCAGUAGCUUUCCCUUGCCACAGGAUUUCCACCCCUCAUUACCAAUCCGCGCCCCACUUGCCUCGGCUCAGCCUUACACAUAGCGACGGGCGCUUUACCACAAGUAGACAGCUUCCGAAGCUUGCACAGCGUCAUUUCGCGAUCUCCGUUGGCGAGAAUUCCGUGGAAGGUUCUUCUUUGCGUUGCGGCGCACGGCAGGACAUCGGUGUGUGCCGGUUGCCGUGUUUCGGCGGGGUCGAGGUGGUGUUGCUUGGGAAUGAUGCAAUGCAGGCCGGACGAAUUUGCACUGGUAAGCUAGACGUAUAUGUAGGUGCUCAAGCUGCUGGUUUUGGAUGAAGUAUUUUCCAGUCCGAGUUUUGUAAAAGAAUCUACUUUCCACAACUCCUUCACACACAUACACAUACAUACAUACAUACGUCAAGAUGGUUCAGAACAAGGGCGUCAUUUUCAAGAAGGUGCCAGACGGCUGGCCCGUAGCCGGCGAGCACAUCACCGUCGAGACCCGCGACAUCGACCUCGACCAACAGCUCCCCGAAGGCGGCCUGCUCGUCAAAAACUUCU
Messenger RNA from Parastagonospora nodorum SN15, 645 nucleotides. RefSeq lists its product as hypothetical. The record is from RefSeq and is a predicted model, not a curated record. The transcript has a single exon. NCBI's taxonomy places the organism in Eukaryota, Fungi, Ascomycota, Dothideomycetes, Pleosporales, Phaeosphaeriaceae. Bases 1 to 420 code for a protein of 139 amino acids.